Messenger RNA from Caenorhabditis auriculariae, 5050 nucleotides. NCBI's taxonomy places the organism in Eukaryota, Metazoa, Nematoda, Chromadorea, Rhabditida, Rhabditidae. The record is from the annotation of a GenBank genome assembly.
AUGAGCGGAGGGAGCCAGAAAGGAAGUCGUGACCGUUCUUCGGCCUCUCGGAGAAAGGCCAGGAAGGCUCAGACCCCCGACUUCCCUGCAGCCACCUCUUUUUUGAGAGCUUCUUCUGAAACUACGGUUUGCAGAAGGUUUCUGCGGUUUCUUUAGGAUUGGAACUCCCAGGAGCCAGACAAGCCAAGCGAGCCUGCUUCUAACAACAAUGAAGGAGUAAAGGAUCCGUCUAUUGAUACUGCUAAAACCAUCGAAACUCCCGCUAUCACCCCCUCCGCGGAGUCGACCAAGUCGAGCAAGGCUAGGGUUUGCACGAAACCGAGUUCCCUUGAAGUUUCGAGCUUCCAGAAGAAGGCUCCUGAGACCGCUGCCAAUGCCAUGACCGUCGUCGUUCCUAGCAGGUCUGAAGCCUCAAGGAAAGCUAUGGUUUGCCGAACUUCGAGCCUUUCCCUAACCAGAACUUCAGAAGCAGUCAGAAGGGUCGACUAAAGGGGCUAAGGCUACAGUAGAUGCCACUAACACUUCCACCAAAUCUAGCAAGGCUAAGGUUUUUGGAACUUCAGCCUAUCUUUUGAAAUCAGGUUUUUAGAAAAAAGGUAGCGCUGAUCUUAGCCAAGAAGGAUCGAAAAAAGUUGGUAGGGUUACUCCAACGGCCAGUAAAUCUGCGAAAUCAAGGAAAGAGAAGGUCCGUCAAACUUUGGAGCUUAUUAACUAAUCAAAACUUUAAGAAGAAGUCUGGUAGUGGUGAUCCCAGCCGCGAGGGGUCGAUAAAAACGUCUAGAGUUACUCGAAAUGUCGACAAAUCUGCGAAAUCCUGCAAGGUUCCCAAAAACCAGAGAAACUUCUGGAGUUUCCAACUUCAGAGCUCGAAGCGCAAAAGUCGUCCUUCUUCCGAAAAUGGCUCGGAUGAUGGUCUCUCCGAGCCGAAAAACACUCCUACUCAGGAUUUCCCUGUCGCCUCCUCUUAUUUGAGACCUUCUGAAAAAACGGUUUUGGGAAACUUCAAUUUUCUGAAAAUGGAUCUUGCAGGAGGAAAAGAGCGAAUUCCUAUACGAAAUCCCUGUCCCUCAAACCCGUGAUGGAUCUCUGAAGACAGCUAGACUCAUUGAAACUCCUGCCACGGCUUCCGCAGAGUCGACCAAGUCCAGCAAGGCUAGGGUUUGCAGGAAAUAAUGUUCUCUUGAAGUUUUGAGCUUGCAGAAGAAGGCUCCUGAAACCACGGCCAAUGUCAUUGCCGUCGUCAUCCCCAGCAGGUCUGAAGCAUCAGCGAAAGCUAAGGUUUGCCGAACUUCAGCCAAGCCUGUCUAUAAAUCAGAGCUCAGAAGCAGUCUGGUAGUGCUGAUGGCUCGAAGAAAGGGGCUAGACCUGUUCCAGAUCCGACUAACACUUCCACUAAAUCUUCCAAAUCAAGCAAGGCUAAGGUUUGCCAAACUUCAAGCCAAGCCUGUUUAAAAAUCAGAACUUCCAGAAGCAGUCCGGUAGUGCUGAUGGCUCGAAGAAAGGGGCUAGACCUGUUCCAGAUCCCACCAACACUUCCACCAAAUCUUCCAAGGCUAAGGUUUUUCGAACUUCAGCCUAUCCUGUUUUGAAACGAGGUUUUCAGAAAAAAGGUAGUGCUGAUCUUAGCCGCGAGGGGUCGAUAAAAACGGCUAGAGUUACUCCAAACGCCACUUCCAACAAGUCUCAAAGAUCUUGCAAGGUUCCCCGAACACCAGAAAUCCUCUUGAAGUUGAAACUUCAGAGUUCGAAGCGCGAGAGUCGGACCUCUUCUUCCAAUAACGCUUCCGAUCCGAGCUCCGUCGAGACUAACACCUCUAAAAAAUCGCUGAAAUCGUUCCUCAAGUCUAAGGUUUGGUCGGGGCUUUUCAAAUUGUUUCAAAAGUCAAUUUUUAGAAAACGACUCACAGUAGGGAGCCUUCCACAGCCAAUACUUCGACCAACUCUUCGAGGACUUAUUCCACGGCUAAGGCUUGAAAAAAUGCUUGGUACUUGUGAAAUGUUCUUUUUAGACUUGUAGAACCUCAAGUGGCUACUCUACACGUUCCGAGAAGUCCAGGGUUGGUUAAAUAUCCAUUUUUUUAAUAUUUAAUUAUUUUCAGCGGUCCAAGGAGCCUACAGAUGCUAGACUGAAUGCGGGGGUUUGAAAAAAAUAAAAAUUUUUUUAGCUAUUUGAUUAUUUUUUUCAGAGGGAUAUGAGUUCAUCCAGCUCGACUGAGGUAAAAUCCUCUUUUUAAAAAAAUAUAAAAAAAUUUUUUUCAGAGCUCUCAAACCCCGAGUGGCUAUGGAACAGCGUCUGCUGGGAGUGUAGUUUCAGAAUUUUCAAGCCUUUUUUGAAUUUUCUCUUUUUCAGAGGACCCGUAGCAUCAGUAGUAAUGGGAGGACGACCACGUCUUCAAACUUGGUAGAAAAGAUUUUUCUCGGCAAAUAAAUAAUUUUUUGUGUUCUAGUCUACCCAAACCCGACCUUCUAGAGAUCGUCAAAGAAGGGAAAAUGUCAAUGCUCAGAGAAGAAGUGGCCUUUCUCCACGAUUUGAAUAAUAUUGAGAAACUAAAUUCCAGGUUCUAGCGCCAAUGGGAUCGUCGUCAGUCCAACCAAUGUGUCUUUUUUCUAUUUUUCUCUCGAAAUUUGAAUAUUUAGAUGGCUCCAAUGGCCGAUAGAAGUGUAUCCAGACGUUAUGAAGAGCUUUUUGAACGUGAAAAACGUGACACGACCCCUGACCGGGAAUGGAACACUCUUUUUCCGGAAGGUCGACUAGUGGUAGGGAUUUUUUCCUUUUUUUGAAAAGUUCAAGCUUGGAAUUUUUAGGUCUACACGGACGCUUCGUUUUGCGGAGGCCGGGGCGGCAUCGGAAUCUUCCACGGGCCUGGACAUCCGUUGAAUAGGUAAAAGGACGAUUAUUUUACCUUUAAAGGUAUAAUAAAUGUUCAAAAAAAUAUUAUUACGUUAAACGCGGCGUGUGCCAGAGCGCCGCAGUGUAUGCACAGGACACACUACACUUUACGGAAAAUAUGUCAUCGCCAAAAAAACGCCGUGACUUACCACUACUUUUUGAACACUUCAAAUCGCCUAAAAUUCAGUAACUUGAAAAAAUUUUGAAUUUCAAAAAUACUGAGACAAGUUCCAACUCAUUGAAAGGAAGAACGUAAACAUGAAAAAAAAAAUUUAUUUUUUCGAUUUUUUGCGUUUUUUUUUACGUUCUAGGUAUGAUAGAUGUAAAAAAAUGGAAUAAGUAAUCAAAAAUGUCUUUUUCACUUUUUUUAUUCCUUUUUUUAACACUUCAAAUCGCCUAAAAAUUCAAUAAUUAAAAAAAGUUUGAAUAUGAAAAAAAUAAUGAAAAAUGAACUUAGGAUCUUUCUAAAUUGUUCUCCGAUUUUUUUAAUUUUUUUCUUCUGUCAUUCUAUGUUUUCCCAACUUGAGAGCUGUUAAUCAUGAUGAAAUCAAGGGAUCCUUUUUUUUUAAAUUUAGGCUGGUUUUGGCGUAAAAUUGAAUUAAAAUUUGCUUCUUAAGUAGGAAUUUUGUGCGAUUUCAAGUGGAAUUUGAAAUAAAUCAUUAGAAAUUGCCAGUUUUAUUGUCUUUUUGAUGCUUGCAAGCCUUAAAAAAGUUCAAAUUCAGGUCUCACCGGGUUCACGGCGCCAAUGACAAUCAUAUUGUCGAAAUAACUGCUGUGAAAGUCGCCCUGGAGAACAUACUCGACUCGCCAGAGUAUAAGUUUCCUUCAUCUUCAAAGAUUUCCUUCAAAGAUUUUUUAAGGAACAUGCCGGUUACUCUCCGAACAGACUACCUGAUCAUUGUCCAAGUGAUUCAGAGCGGUCCUCGGUUUAUGUAAGCCGAAAAAAGUUGUAUUUACAAGAAGAGAAUUUUUAGUUAUUUGGCUGAGAAACAAGAGAUCAUCGACCUGGCCAAGCAGUUUCCCGAUAUUCGAUUUGAACACGUCUACGCCCAUGAAGAAGACCCGGGGAAUGAAAUGGUAUAUUAAAAGCUUUAGUGGCCACUUAAAAGGUUCCUCAGAACUUCUUAGAGAGGACACUAAGGUGGCCACUAAAACCACCUAUGUAGUGGCCACUUGAGAGGUUCCUCAGGGACUACUUGGAGAGGACACUAAGGUGGCCACUUGAGAGGUCCUUCAAGAAUAAUUGGACCUAAAGUGACCAAAAAAAACACAUCUACAGAGGCCACUAUUUUCCGUCUCAGUGGCCACUACAGUACUUUGAGUUAAAAAAUUGGUAGACAAACAUAAUCAUUUGUGAGUUAAAAUAAAGUUGAUUGAACCCGUUAGAUCUUUUUCGACCCCUAAAGUGUCCCCUAGAGUUUUCAGCUGUCUAGUUGUACCACUUGGACUUUUCCUUCUAAAAGGCCACUUAAGUGACCAAUGAUUCGACUACUGUAGUGGCCGCUAAAACAGCAAAACCCUGAAGUGGUCACUAAGAGUUUACCAGUGUUCAUGUUUAUCAAACGCAGCAUGAUGCCGUGUUCAAAGUAAUUUCCGCAAAAUGCAAAAUACCCGUUAGAGAAAGGAAAAGAUCCCUAAAUUUUGGAGAGUCAGAGAUCAUUUUGCAUUUCGCGGAAAUUACUUUGAACACGGUAUGAGGAAAAAUACCGUAAACAGAGCUUUUUCGCUUCGAGACGUCUAAAAAUCUGAAGAAAGAGGUCUCAAAGCGAAAUUUUCACUGAAAUUCAUACGGUUUUCAUUUUGGCGAAUAAAAAUGACUAGUUGGCACGGAAAUUGACCUCAAUUAUGAGCAUUUCAGGCGGAUUUGCUGGCCGGUACCGCAACUGGACGACCACAUUCUGUUGGUAGAUCUUCUAGCAAUCCUACUCGAGGUUUUCUUCUCAAGAAGUUUUCCAUGAUUAACUCGUUUUAAACAGCUCGAAACCGUGAGAGAUCCCGCUCCAAUGAUCCCCAACACAUUCGCUCUCACAGUGCUGAUGCUGGUUACAGAAGAUCAUAGGUUUGAGAAGCCGUUUUAUAAUAAUAUCAAGGUUUUAUUUCAGAUUGACAACUUCAACUGAAUCACAAGAUCCCUUACUCACUGGAUUGAAUAAAUAUUGA